AUGGCCGCAUUGGGAGACAUGAAAUUAGGGCUUAGGGCUAUUUUAGUCAACUGGAGUCGUCCACGACUUACCAACACCCAAACCACUACAAUGCCGCACUCUAUCUCUCCUGAUGGCUCCCCCAAGGAUGAUGAGAUUCUCCCAGAUGCCCCUGAAAUAACCACAGCGCCUAAUGCCUCCGAUAACAAUGCGACCCAGACUGCUGCUGGGGGGGAUGUGAAACUUGAAGACCUAUUCAAUGAUGACGACGAAGAUGAUAACGAAUACCCGGCAUCCAGUGUGCCAGACGCAAAUAAAGCGCCGUCACCUCAAAAUGUCGAUAUAUCGGCACAUCAAGCGUCCCAAGUAGAUCCAGACAUCAUGCUAGCUUUCUACCAGCGCCUUUUUCCAUUUCGCUACCUAUUUCAGUGGCUAAACCAUGGGAUAGUCCCUUCGGCUGACUUUGGGAACCGGGAGUUUGCUUUGACGUUGCAGAACGAUGCUUACCUACGUUAUCAAUCAUAUCCAACCGCAGACCUGUUUCGCAAAGAUAUCCUAAAAAUCAACCCCUCUCGUUUCGAAAUCGGGCCGGUCUAUAAUGCAAACCCACGGGAUAGAAAGACAAUGAGGGCUGGCCAGCUCAAACCUGUUUCAAAAGAAUUGGUGUUCGAUAUUGAUUUAACAGAUUAUGAUGAUAUCCGAACUUGCUGCGAGGGGGCUAAUAUUUGCGAAAAAUGCUGGGCCUUCGUGACUAUGGCUAUUAAAGUUGUCGACACAGCCUUGCGGGAGGACUUUAACUUCCAACACAUUCUCUGGGUUUACUCUGGACGUCGUGGGGCUCACGCCUGGGUUUGUGACCCAAGGGCUCGCAGCCUUCCAGAUGACCGGCGAAAGGCUAUCGCAGGCUACCUAGAUGUCAUCCGAGGCGGGUCGCAGAGCGGUAAACGAGUGAACCUCAAGCGCCCACUUCACCCUCACAUGGCUCGCAGCCUGGACCUGCUAAUGCCACACUUUGCUCAGACCACCCUUAUAGACCAAGACACAUUCUUGAGCUCGGAGCAAGCACAGCGCCUAUUAGCACUGCUCCCUGACAAAGACUUGAAUGAUUCGUUGCGCCGAAAAUGGGAUUCAUCGCCGGGCCGCUCCAGUACCAGCAAAUGGGCUGAUAUCGACGCCCUUGCAAAGGCCGGCAAGAGCUCUACCCUGAACCCAACUGCGCUGCGGGAGGCGAAACAAGACAUCGUACUCGAAUAUACUUACCCGCGCCUGGAUUCCGAAGUCAGCAAGAAAAUGAUUCACUUGCUCAAGAGUCCCUUUGUUAUCCACCCCGGAACCGGACGUGUCUGUGUUCCUAUUGAUAUGAAGAAUGUCGCGCAAUUCGAUCCCCUUUCGGUGCCUACCGCCUCGCAGGUGCUCUCAGAGAUUGAUGCCUGGGAUGCGGAACAUCCCGGCAAUGGCAUCCAAGAGCCCGUGGAGGGAGAAGGCAGCGUUCCCAACGACUCAGACGCUAGAGGGAGUCGCAGAUUACAAGACUAUGAGAAAACCAGCCUCAAGCCGUAUGUGGACUAUUUCCGGUCGUUCAUUGCGGGGCUUCUCAAGGAAGAGCGCAGCGGCAAACGGGAGCGAAAUGACGAUGCAGAAGUCAAGACCGAAAGUAUGGAAUUUUAAGCUAUGUUGUUCAUGUAUUUGGCCUCUUUCGUCUCCU
Messenger RNA from Aspergillus ochraceoroseus IBT 24754, 1684 nucleotides. Its product is annotated as DNA primase subunit PRI1. The transcript has 4 exons. The coding region runs from base 1 to 1647 and encodes 548 amino acids. The record is from RefSeq and is a predicted model, not a curated record. Lineage: Eukaryota; Fungi; Ascomycota; Eurotiomycetes; Eurotiales; Aspergillaceae. Gene Ontology annotation, biological process: DNA replication, synthesis of primer. Gene Ontology annotation, cellular component: alpha DNA polymerase:primase complex.